GCAUGUGCAAAAAGUGGGGUUGGACCAGUUUGUAAAAAGUGCUAAUAAUCAUGGAAUUGGGGGGCGAAUUGUCCCAAAAACACGUCCUGUGUCGCUUCAAGUCCGAUUCAGGCGAAAUCACCGGCGACAUCAUCGACUUGCCCUUGUCUUGUACUGUGUCCCAGUUGACUGAAAUUUGCAAUGCUCUCCUCGAAACCACAAAUUCGUACAUUUUUUACGCCAACGACACCGAAAUCACACAUUCGCUCGAAAAAACCUUAAACUUGUCGGACUUGAACACCGAAACCGUCAUCGACAUCCUCUACCAGCAACAAGCCGUGUUCCGAGUGCGUCCCGUGACAAGAUGUACAAGUUCAAUGCCAGGCCAUGCCGAAGCUGUCAUUUCCGUGAGUUUUUCCCCCGAUGGUAGACACCUAGCGAGUGGUUCUGGCGAUACAACCGUUCGGUUCUGGGACGUGGACACCCAGACACCUUUUAAGACAUGUAAAGGGCACACGAACUGGGUGUUGUGCAUUGCGUGGGCCCCCAAUGGGCGUAAACUAGCUUCGGCGUGUAAAGACGGCAAGGUGGUGGUAUGGAACCCCGAAAAUGGGGCCCAGAUUGGUAAAACUCUAAUUGGGCAUAAAUCAUGGGUCACGGCCCUGAGUUGGGAACCCUACCACCAAAACGCCGAGUGUCGCUUUCUAGCCUCGGCGAGUAAAGAUUGUGACGUCAGGAUUUGGGAUACGGUCCUGUGUUCUUGUACUAGGGUUAUUUCUGGGCAUUUGAAAAGUGUGACUGUGGUCAAGUGGGGCGGUCUGGGGCUCCUUUAUACGGCUUCGCAGGACCGGACUGUUAAAGUUUGGAGGGCUAAAGACGGUGUGUUGUGUCGUACGUUAGAAGGGCACGGUCAUUGGGUCAACACUUUGGCCCUCAACACUGAUUAUAUCCUCAAAUUGGGGGCGUUUGACCCAGUCAAAGACACCCAAAUCCAAUCACAAGACUUCGUCCUGCGUCGUUACAACGAAAUCGUUAACCCUAUCGGUGAUGAAAGACUCGUCUCGGGCUCCGAUGAUUUCACUUUGUUUUUGUGGGCCCCCUCAAAAGACAAGAAGCCGUUAAAUCGGCUCACGGGGCACCAACAAUUAGUUAACGAUGUGAAAUUUUCACCAGAUGGUCGCAUUUUUGCCUCGGCUUCGUUUGAUAAGAGUAUUAAAUUAUGGGAGGCCAAAAGUGGUAAAUUUAUUUGUACGUUAAGGGGGCACGUACAGGCUGUUUAUGUGAUUUCGUUUUCGGCCGAUUCUAGACUUUUAGUGAGUGGAAGUGCCGAUUCAACACUCAAAUUGUGGAAUUUGAGGGAGAAGAAAUUGGAAAUUGAUCUGCCAGGUCAUGGGGAUGAGGUCUAUGCGCUUGAUUGGGCCUCAGAUGGCUCCAAAGUGGCCUCGGGGGGUAAAGACAAAGUCUUAAAGUUGUGGCAAAAUUAAAUGCAAUAAAAUUUUG
This is a messenger RNA of Tribolium castaneum (red flour beetle), 1479 nucleotides long. RefSeq names its product Notchless (gene Nle). Lineage: Eukaryota; Metazoa; Arthropoda; Insecta; Coleoptera; Tenebrionidae. Gene Ontology annotation, molecular function: protein binding. Gene Ontology annotation, biological process: Notch signaling pathway; ribosomal large subunit assembly. The record is from RefSeq and is marked validated. Gene Ontology annotation, cellular component: nucleolus.